UGCAUAAUGUCCAUUAGACAAUGAAACAGUAGACCAACUUACGGAUCAAUACGGUAUAUCAUGGCCGACCCCGAGAGAACUAGAUUAGUGGUGCUUGGUGAUGCUGGUGUUGGAAAGAGUGCAAUUUGCAAACGGUUUUUGUACAACUCGUUUUGCUCCAAGUACAAGACGACGGUAGAGGAUCUUUACAGUAAAGAAUUCAACGUCGGCACAACCCAACAGCUCAAAGUGGACAUCUUGGACACGUGCGGCAACCCGCAGUUUCCGGCCAUGCGGCGGUUAAGCAUAGCCAAUGCAAACGCAUUCUUGUUCGUCUAUUCGAUUGAUUGCGAACGGUCUUUCGAGACAGUCAAGCGAAACUUCGAAGAAGUACGCGAACAGCGUGAAGACUACCAAAUGCUGCCAAUUGUAGUGGCCGGUAACAAACUUGACCUGCCAGCCGACCAUAGACGCGUUACUGUGGAAGACGCUUCUGAAUGGCUAUACUGUGAACUACCGAAAAUGAGGGUUAAGUUGAUCGAGUGUUCAGCUAAGGACAACGUAAACGUGCGUGAUCUAUUCAAAUGCUUGUUAGUGUUGUCCCGGAAACUGAACGGGACGGGAGACCAGGCGGCGUGCCCGCUGAAACGUCGGUCCAGCGCAUACGUCAGCCACACCAAAUCAUCGAGACGGGCCGCGGACAAUGCGGAAACAUCCACUAUUUCCGGUUCGACGGGUGGCGCUUCCGGUCACGGCCGCGACGAGCACCAACUACAGCAGCAACAACAGGAACGGGCGAAACCGCGCAGCCGCAGCUUGAUCAGACGAUGCAGCCGGAAGGCCAAACAACAAAUUAGGGACACGACCACCGGUGGCGGUGGAGGUGGGGGUAAUGGCGGUGGCGUGGACGAUUGCAACGUCAGCUAAAUGACCACAUAAAAAUAUUAUAAUAUACGAUAUACACAAUAUACCUACAUAAGCUAAUAAUAGGGUCUUCGGUUGUCCGAUAAAAACAAACUUCGCACUCGUACACAGUUCGUUACAAUUUUCGUCAUUUUUUACCCAUCGUGAUGUCACGUAUACCUAUAAUCUUUGGUUACCAACUGACAUCUCACCAUAUUAUUUAACAAGUUUAUAUUAUUGUUUAUCGAUUUUUUUACCAACGUCCUCUCCACUAUGAAACUGGCACCCAACAUUUUAUUUUUUGCCGUUUACUUUAAAGCCUUUAGCUAGUUAUUUUUAAUUUUUUUUUUUUUUUUUUGUUCUUUCUGUUUCAUUAUACAACCAUACUGACCUUUAAACAUUGAUUAACAUUUUGUUCAUUUCGGGUGUGCUCAAAUAAUAAAUACUAUUUUGUGCGUCGUUGACGCACCUCGUAAAGUAUUUAAUCAGAUAUAAUUAUAUAAAGUACCUUAGAGUAUUAUGUAUAGAAAUUGUAUAAUGAUAAUAAAAUAAUAAUUAAAUAAACGUCUCUUCAGUGGUAUUAUGUAUAAUGUGUUUACGACUAAAUAUUAAGAACAACAUACAUUUUCAAGUUUCACAUCUUCCAUACAAAUUUUGUGUAUAAUAUAUUAUAUGCACAUUCGGUAUAUAUUUCGUUAAUUCAUAUUUAUCAGUCUAAUGUAGCCGACACUGCAGUUAGAAUAUUGAAACAACAAAAUCACUUUUUUUAUCUCUAUAUUAUAUUAUAUUUCUUGCACCAACCGUUCUCUUA
Melanaphis sacchari is the source of this 1693-nucleotide messenger RNA. Its product is annotated as ras-related protein Rap-2b. The record is from RefSeq and is a predicted model, not a curated record. Lineage: Eukaryota; Metazoa; Arthropoda; Insecta; Hemiptera; Aphididae. Gene Ontology annotation, molecular function: GTPase activity; GTP binding.